UGGGCUGUAGUUCGGGUCUCCACGUUUAGAAACUCCAUACCCGACUCACUCACCAACAAAAGUGGCAAACGGUCGGGUUUAAAAACACAAUUUCACAGAUAUUACCUUACUCCGCCGCUCGUCUUCCCUAACUCUCCCCUCUCUUCUCCGCUCCAACUCUCUGAAAACAUGGCGCUAUCAAACGAGGUGACGUCUGAGUCGGUAGCGGCUGUUCAGUUUAGUUUCAUGUCAGCUGAAGAUGUCAGGAAGCACAGUGUUAAGCAGAUUACAAACCCUAUUUUGCUUGACCCUAUAGCUGAACCUAUUCCUGGAGGACUUUAUGACCCGGCAUUGGGUCCCUAUGAUUUAAACAAAAUUUGUAAAACAUGCGGACAGAGAUGUAAUGAUUGCCCGGGUCAUUGUGGUCAUAUUGAACUUGUUUCAACUGUCUUUAAUCCCUUGCUCUUUGAUAAACUUUACAAUAUCAUAGCACGCACGUGUUUCACUUGCUUCAGAUUUAGAAUGGAUGAAGAAGAGGUCAAGUUAUGCAUUUCAAAAUUGGAAAUGAUUGCAAAAGGUGAUAUUAUUGGGGCAAGAAGGUUGGAUGAAGGAGGUGUACUAGAUACAUCCACCAGUCCAGAAGACGGCGAAACUUCUGAUUUUCAGGACCCAAAUACUUGGUCUUCUCUUCAAUACACCGAGUCAAUUUCGGUCCUGAAAAAGUUUUUCAAGCCGAGGCCUACUGCCUGCAAGCACUGCAAAGCUAAAAAUCCCAAAAUCACUAAACCCACUUUUGGAUGGUUCUAUAUGAGUGGCUUGUCUGCUGCCGAUGCCAGAGCAAAUAUUAUUAGGGCUAGUGGUAAAACAAUAUCCUCUGUGGAAGCGAAUUCCAAUGAGGAUACAUAUGUAGCUGAAAUUGAAACUGUUGAAUCUGAAUCAUGUAUGACUACCUCUGUUGAAACAGAAGACACUAGAAACCAAAGGCAUGUACAAACAGGAAAGGGAUUUUCUCCUCAUUCUUAUAAGCAGAAGAAUACAUUAUCGAGACCAUUUUUACCAUCGGAAGUUCAUGCUACAUUAGAACAACUAUGGGCGAAUGAGAGUGCCAUUCUCUCAUAUAUUUGCGGUGUUCAGCAUGAGAGUCCUAAAUUAACAAAUGGACAGGCACCAAGUCACUCCAUGUUUUUCAUUGAUGCCCUUUUAGUACCUCCUACUAAAUUCCGUCCUCCUGCCGUAACUGCUGAUUCUGUGAUGGAGCACCCUCAGACUGGUCACAUAAUCAAGGUUCUAAAUGCGAACAUAGCUCUUUGUAAUGCUCGUGCCAACAACUCUGAACCGUCCAUCAUAGUUCGUCGCUGGUUGGAUCUUCAACAGUCAAUUAAUCUUAUGUUCGAUAGCAAGACAUCUAUGAGCCGAAGUGCUACUCCUGGAAUAUGCCAGCUGCUGGAGAAGAAGGAGGGCAUCUUCCGUCAGAAAAUGAUGGGGAAGAGGGUGAAUCAUUCAUGUCGUUCUGUUAUAUCCCCGGAUCCAUAUUUAGCAGUUAAUGAAAUUGGCAUUCCUCCAUAUUUUGCAUUGAGGUUAACCUAUCCAGUGAAAGUGACUCCAUGGAAUGCCCAAAAAUUGAGGGAAGCUAUCAUCAAUGGCCCUGAAAUCCAUCCCGGGGCAACAAACUUUGUUGAUAAAGUCUCCAAUAGCAAACUGCCUUUAAAAAAAAAGGGUCGUAUUUCUGUAUCUAGGAAGUUAUCAUCUUCAAGAGGUGAAGCAUCCACGAAAAGCCACGAGAUGGAGGGAAAGAUUGUUUUUUGCCACAUGAAGGACGGGGAUGUUGUGCUUGUUAAUAGACAGCCUACACUUCACAAGCCUAGUAUUAUGGCACAUAUAGUUCGUGUAUUACCGGGGGAGAAAACUAUUCGGAUGCAUUAUGCAAAUUGCAGUACCUAUAAUGCUGAUUUUGAUGGUGAUGAGAUGAAUGUUCAUCUGCCUCAAGAUGAAGUUUCACGUGCUGAAGCUUAUAACAUUGUAAAUGCUAAUAAUCAGUAUAUUGUUCCAACAAGAGGUGAUACUGUCAGAGGCUUGAUUCAGGAUCAUAUUGGAGCUGCUGUUCUUUUGACAAUGAAGGAUACAUUUCUGACUCGAGAGCAGUAUGAUCAACUGCUCUACAGCUCUGGUGUAUUUUCUGCUGGACCCAGUUUAUCUUCUAAAAGCCUGUCCAAGAAAAUAUCUAAAGUAGAGUCCUAUGGUUUACAGCCUGUCCUGCCAGCUGUUUGGAAACCAAAGCCUCUUUGGACUGGAAAGCAGGUGAUUACUUCACUGUUAAAUCAUCUUACUCGGGGGUGUAAACCAUGCACCCUUGAGAAUGAAGGAAAGAUCCCAUACCAAUAUUUUUCAAGAAACAGCAGUAACAAUCAACUGAGCAAAGAUGAAGAGGCUAGUGCCGAAAAUAAGGUGUUAAUUAGAAGAAAUGAACUUGUUCGUGGAGUUAUUGACAAGGCACAGUUUGGCAAGUAUGGUCUGGUUCACACAGUGCAGGAGCUAUAUGGUUCCGAUACUGCAGGCAUAUUGCUUUCUGCACUUAGUCGCUUAUUUACAUGUUUCUUACAGAUGCACGGUUUCACGUGUGGGGUAGACGACCUGAUAUUAUUACCACAGUACGAUGUUCUAAGGAAGGAGGAACUUGAAGGAGAAGAUGUUGGCGAGGAAGUUCAUUGUGAUUUUGUUAAUUUCAAACGAGGCAAGAUAGGUCCAAAAGAGCUGCAAUAUGAAAUUGAAAAAAUAAUGCGUAACAAUGGGGAAUCUGCAGUAGCACGCUUAGAUGGAAAGAUGAAAAAUGAACUGAGGGAAAAGGGUUCAAAAAUAAACAAGGAAUUGUUGCUUAAUGGCCUCUAUAAACCCUUCCCGAAAAAUUGCAUUUCUCUUAUGACAAUCAGUGGAGCGAAGGGUAGUUCAGUCAAUUUUCAACAGAUAUCUUCUUCACUGGGUCAACAAGAGUUAGAAGGAAAGCGUGUUCCUCGAAUGACCUCUGGGAAAACCUUACCCAGCUUUUCUCCCUGGGAUUUUUCAUCUCGAGCAGGGGGCUAUAUUACUGAUCGCUUCCUUACUGGUCUUCGUCCUCAAGAGUAUUACUUCCACUGCAUGGCUGGUCGUGAAGGGUUAGUUGAUACUGCAGUCAAAACAUCUCGUAGUGGAUAUCUGCAAAGGUGCCUGGUUAAAAAUCUCGAGUGCCUUAAAGUUUGCUAUGACUAUACAGUCCGGGAUGCAGAUGGUUCUAUUGUUCAGUUUUGUUAUGGUGAAGAUGGUGUUGAUGUACAUCAGACGAGCUUUCUCAACAAAUUCGAGGCACUAGCAAAGAAUCAAGAGAUUAUAGGUCAGAAAUUUCAUCAUAAGCUUGAAUACAAUGCAUAUAUUGAUAAGUUGCCUAACAAGCUAAAAGAAAGAGUGGACGAGCUGAUUAGAACAUCAUUAAAGGGGCAAUUUCUGGAACAAUUGAAGCAGCAGGACUUGUUAAUGUUAAUGAAACAAAAGUAUAUCUCAAGUCUCGCACAACCAGGAGAACCAGUUGGAGUGAUUGCUGCACAAUCUGUGGGUGAACCAUCAACACAAAUGACGCUGAACACUUUCCAUCUUGCUGGUCGCGGAGAAAUGAACGUUACCCUUGGCAUUCCACGUUUACAAGAAAUAUUGAUGACUGCAACAAGUGAAAUCAAGACUCCUAUUGUUACAUGCCGUCUGCUUGAGGAGAAGUCAAAGGAUGACGCCAAGGCCCUUGUGGCAAAAUUGAAGAAGGUCACUGUUGCAGAUAUAAUUGAGAGCGUAGAGAUAUGUGUUGUACCAUUAUAUGUUUAUAAGGAUGAAAUCUGCAGAUUGUAUAAGCUUAAGAUUAAGAUUAAAAAGCAUGAACUUGUUUCUGAAGAAGACUGUCGAGAAACACUUGAGAUUACUUAUUUGAGGGAAUUGGAGGAUGCCAUAGAAAACCAUGUCCAAUUGCUUGCAAGAAUCAGUGGCAUCAAAGAUUUUACAGAAAAUAUUGAAUCGAUGAGUGCAAGUCAGACAAGGGAUGCUGUUUCAGGCAACAAAUCACAAGGCAAUGAUGACGAUGAUGAGAAUGGUGAUAAUGAGGGUGAUGAUUUUGGAUUUGAUGCUCAAAAAAGAAAACAACAAGCUUCAGAUGAGAUAGAUUAUGAGGAUGGUAUUGAUGGUAAAACAACUGAAGUGGAAUUAUCGACUGAAGUUGAAAGUGAGAUUGAUCAGGAUGAUGAUGAGAUAGAGAGUAGCAUUGGUCAUGUUGAGGAUGUUGAUGUGGAAGAUGAACCAUCGAAUGUGUCAUAUGACAAAGGUUUGAUAACAGAACCUACGUCAACCGAUAGAAAGGCCCAAUCAAAAUCAAAGAAAAAGAAAAGGGGGAAUUUGGCGAGGAAGGAGACAGAUAGGUCGUGCUUUGUGAAAACUGAAGGACAACGUUAUGAAGUCCAUUUCAGGUUCAAAGAUGAACCACAUAUCUUGUUGUCUCAGAUUGUCCAGAAGGCUGCCAAGAAGGUUCCUCUCAUUGGUUCUGGGAAGAUUGAACACUGUCAACAACUUGCAUAUGAUGUACUUGAAAAGCAAGUUUUGUGGCAGAAGGAAGAAAAUGGUGCUGCAGAAGUUCAAAAGGAUCUGUCUAAUCUUUGCGCUCUGAAAGUUGCUGGAGUGAAUUUAACUGCAUUAUGGGAGAUGCAGGAUGUACUUGAUGUUAAUCAUAUAUAUUCAAAUAAUAUACAUCUUAUGCUGAAAACCUAUGGAGUGGAAGUUGCCAGGAAGACUAUAAUUAAGGAGGUGCAGGAUGUGUUCAAGAUUUACGGAGUAGAGAUUGAUUAUAGGCAUUUAAGCCUUAUAGCAGAUUACAUGACCCACUCUGGUGAGUAUAGACCUAUGAGCAGACAUGGAAUGAUAUCUGAAUCACUAUCACCUCUUAUGAAGAUGUCUUUUGAGACCUGUUCCAAAUUCAUAGUAGAAGCUGCAUCUCAUGGACAGACUGAUAACUUGGAGACACCUUCAUCAAGAAUCUGUCUUGGCUUACCAGUUAAGUUGGGUACCGGUUCUUUCGAUCUGAUGCAGAACCUACAGUUAUAGUCAUACAUUUAUGUUUGGAUUUAUAACCUUUUUCUUGUAAUUUUGAAUAUGUUUUGAAAUUCAACUCAUUAUUCAAAAUUAGUUUUUUGGUGGC
This is a messenger RNA of Daucus carota subsp. sativus, 5179 nucleotides long. RefSeq names its product DNA-directed RNA polymerase I subunit 1. Gene Ontology annotation, cellular component: RNA polymerase I complex. The record is from RefSeq and is a predicted model, not a curated record. Bases 169 to 5085 code for a protein of 1638 amino acids. The transcript has 21 exons. Gene Ontology annotation, biological process: DNA-templated transcription. Lineage: Eukaryota; Viridiplantae; Streptophyta; Magnoliopsida; Apiales; Apiaceae. Gene Ontology annotation, molecular function: DNA binding.